Molecule: messenger RNA, 444 nt
Organism: Brassica rapa (field mustard)
Lineage: Eukaryota; Viridiplantae; Streptophyta; Magnoliopsida; Brassicales; Brassicaceae
Product: protein pleiotropic regulatory locus 1-like
Biological process (GO): mRNA splicing, via spliceosome
Cellular component (GO): precatalytic spliceosome; catalytic step 2 spliceosome; Prp19 complex
Molecular function (GO): protein binding
Source: RefSeq, a predicted model, not a curated record
AUGACAACUCUAACGAAUCAUAAGAAAGCUGUCAGAGCAACGGCGCUCCAUCCAACAAAGAAUGCUUCUGUUUCUGCAUCGGCUGAUAACAUCAAGAAGUUUAGCCUUAAUCCUAAGGGAGAGUUUCGCCACAACAUGCUUUCUCAGCAAAGAGCCACAAUCAACGCAGUGGCUGUGAAUGAGGAUGGUGUAAUGGUCACUGGAGGUGAUAAUGGAAGCUUAUGGUUCUGGGAUUGGAAGAGUGGUCACAGUUUCCAACAGGCACAAGCUAUUGUACAGCCUGGUUCGCUGGAGAAUGAAGCUGGUAUAUAUGCAGCGUGUUACGAUCAGACGGGUUCAAGGCUGGUAACGUGUGAGGCAGACAAGACCAUAAAGAUGUGGAAGGAAGACGAGAACGCAACUCCUGAAACCCAUCCUCUUAACAAAGAGAUCAGACGCUUCUGA